AUGGAAGAAACCGAAGAAACCCACAUGAAGAUCUUUCGAAAGAUCGUCUCUUUCGUUGCUUAUAACGUUGUUUCGUUGGAUAAUGAUGGUUGGGAUGAGCUUAGUGAUUGUAUCCUCUCUUUUGUGGAAACUGAACCUUUAAAAGCUUUUCAUUUGUUCAUCGAAUUGCCUCGAGUUUAUAAGAGAUUCAUUGAUAGGUUUAAGCAGAGAAUCCUUGUGGAAGGUGAGAAAUUGUUGUUGCUUAGUCAUGAGGAAGAUGUUGAAGUUUGGAGUUUGUGUUUAGUGACUCUUCUGAAAAUGGGUGUACAGAUAUUGGAUUCAGUAACGAGAUCGAGUUUGGUUAACAUUACUGUGUCGGUUCUUGCGAAGUCAGUGAAAGAGUUAGUGAAUAAAGGAAUGGUAGAGUUUGUGGUAAAAGGGCUUGAGAAUCUUGAGAGGUUCUUCUUAAGAGAUAGGGAUUUGUAUGGUUACAGUAAGAAUCAAUGCCUUUAUGUGUCAGCUUUCAUGCACCAGAUCAGAGAACUCGGAUCAAAGAUCAAGGAGGUUUCGACGAGGAUCAAUUGGUUUAUCCGUGCUAACAUCAAUGAAGAUCUUGAUCGUGUUUAUUUCGAACAUGUGAACACCUUAUCGUUGGUUCAAAUCGUGGGAAUUGUUGCCUCGGUUGAUCAGGAAGAGAGGUUGAAAGAUAUGGCAAUCAGACGGCUAAACUUCUUACUUUCUGAUGAUAAUCCGAAGAAAGCGGAAACCGAUGUUCCUUUGAUGAGAAAACUCCAGACAUUGCUCGUUUCUUGGCUUACGAAAGAAGGAAUCUCUGGGAGUAUGUUCAAAAUCAUUGGUGAGGUUGUGUACCAUGUUGCGGAUGAGAUGAUGUCCUCCGGAAGAGAGCCAUGGUUGGGUCUACGCGAUUACAUUGAGUUAAAAGAAUCUAAAGCGGUGUCAGCAAUGUUUAAACGCAAUUUCGAAGAAGCUCAAUCCAAGUUACUAGAAGUUGAAGCCAAGUCAAAAGCCAAGUUAAAAGAUUAG
Molecule: messenger RNA, 1023 nt
Organism: Arabis nemorensis
Lineage: Eukaryota; Viridiplantae; Streptophyta; Magnoliopsida; Brassicales; Brassicaceae
Source: the annotation of a GenBank genome assembly